UUUUGCCUUUAAUUAGAUUAAAAUGAUAUUUAAUACGAGAUACUUGCUGGCCCUGUGCCUACUCUGUGCCACACAAAUCGUUUGCCAUGCAAAGACCAUCAAAAAAGCCGAAGCCAAUCUGCUGCGACCGCUGCAAGAACUGAGCCCCUGGCAGGGCAAAUGGUUUCCCUAUGCGCCUGGCGAGCCGCAUGUAAAGCCAAAAAAACUGCAACAUUUGCCAACGUGGCAAACGAAUGCAAUUCCCAAAAAUAAUAGUGAUCCCUGGCAGGGUAAAUGGUUUCCCUAUGCGCCCGGCGAGCCGCAUAUUCCCAAAAGGGAGCCAUCGGCGCAGCAGACUAAAGAUAGCUGGCAGGGCAAAUGGUUUCCCCAAGCGCCAGGUGAGCCUCACCUCCCAAAAACUGUGAAUCGAGUCGAGAUGAAGAAGCAAAAGGAGCAGCAGUUGCACAUCUGCGACGAUGGCGUUCAUAAUCUGUCGGUGGAUUACGAUCCGGAGGAUAUACGUGAAAACUUCAACUAUUUGUGCCUCAACAGCAAUCGCAGCCUCUUCAAUCCCAAUCUGAAUACGGAGGCACUGUUGACGCAACACUUCCUGCCCAGUGCUUACGUGCCGCCGUCCAAGUGUCUGAACGAGUCGAUUGCCUUCACGCACAUCCCGCCCACAAACGGCGCAUUUCGUCCGCUGCCAGCUGUCUAUGGCAGCUACAAGUAUUUGCCACCUCAACGCUAUAUGCGGAAUCUAGCUGAGGGUGCCAUUGUCAUGCUGUAUCAUCCAUGCGCCUAUCAAGGCCAAGUGGAGCAACUGCAGCACAUUGUCGCCGGGUGUCUGUAUAGGCAUCUGGUGACGCCAUCGCAGCUACUGACACCGGAACGACCAUUGGCAUUGCUUGCGUGGCGACACAGUCUGAGCAUGUCGGUGGUCGAUAGGCAGCAGGUGGGCCAAUUCAUACGAAUGUAUGCCAAGCUCGGUCCGCUGGCUGUAGAGAAUCUCGCCCGUGUUGUGGAGCAGCGGGAAACCUACAAAGCGUCGCUACUGACUGAGGCGCGACUUGUCACCGAUCUGGAUGAUAGCGAGCUGUGUGGCUACAUGGAGGAGGAGCAGCACAUGUAAUCACCUGUAAUACCGAAAUCAUUCGAAUACUAUUUUAAAAUGUAUGAUUAAUAUUAGAUAAUGUCGAAUACGUUAAAAUAAAUUGAGUUUAUUUGAA
Molecule: messenger RNA, 1205 nt
Organism: Drosophila grimshawi
Lineage: Eukaryota; Metazoa; Arthropoda; Insecta; Diptera; Drosophilidae
Exons: 3
Coding region: 23-1108 (361 amino acids)
Cellular component (GO): cytoplasm
Source: RefSeq, a predicted model, not a curated record